Molecule: messenger RNA, 2575 nt
Organism: Anarrhichthys ocellatus (wolf-eel)
Lineage: Eukaryota; Metazoa; Chordata; Actinopteri; Perciformes; Anarhichadidae
Gene: prkar2aa
Product: protein kinase, cAMP-dependent, regulatory, type II, alpha A
Exons: 11
Coding region: 706-1869 (387 amino acids)
Biological process (GO): negative regulation of cAMP-dependent protein kinase activity
Cellular component (GO): cytosol; cAMP-dependent protein kinase complex
Molecular function (GO): cAMP-dependent protein kinase inhibitor activity; cAMP binding; protein kinase A catalytic subunit binding
Source: RefSeq, a predicted model, not a curated record
GGAGGCAGAGGUUCAUUCGUGCGUGAAGAUUUGUGGAGUGCCUCACCGGGAGGGAGGAAACGUGUGUUUUGUUCAUUUUUUGCAGGCUUCUCCUGUUGCGAUAAGCCGCCACACUGCUGGAAUAUCGUUAGAAAAUUGUUUUCGUCGGCACUUCGGGUUGUACUUAACGGCGGUGUUGCGCUACGCAGCAAACGCUGAGUUUAGGAUUGGUCACCUGUCUGCAGCAGCUGACUUGUUACUCCAAGUGAGUGGUGUCAUUACGGCAGUUGCCGAAGGAAAACAGGCAGUUGCUAACAAGUAGUUAGCAACUCAGCCGGUUAGCCUGUCAGCUAGGCUGCUCUCCGUACCGCCACAUCAAGUCCCACCCUCACCGAGUGCGUGGACGUCGUAAGAAGAGGCUGCAGCGGGGAAGUCGAGUGCUUUCUCCUCUCAACUUAGCCAGCAUCGCUUUGCAGCUAGCUGGCAAAGCUAAAACAUCUAAACGUUAAGCUAGGCGACGCCAACGUAACAUUGCUGGCUUUACCGUUGGACAAGUGUCUUCUGUGGAGGGAUCCGGUCGCUACGCUGGCAAAGAGACUGGCUAAAAAGAAGAGACGAAAUAAGAGAAAACAAGGAAGACAUCAAGAAGGAGGGGACUGGCUUGUUUAGCCGGGGAGACAGAAUCUCACAUAGAUAGCAAACGCCGCCACCGCGCCACACACAGCCAUGAGUAUUGAGAUACCGGUGGGGUUGACAGAACUGCUGCAGGGCUACACCGUGGAGGUGCUGCGACAAAGGCCGUCAGACCUGGUGGAUUUUGCAGUACAGUACUUCACCCGUUUGCGGGACACCAGAAGCCAGGAUGGGGCCAUUGCCGGCGUCAAGCUGGGGAAAGGAGUCGUGUUUGAUGGGGAGCCGAUGCAAACGGAGUCCAACGGAGAUGACGAUGACGAUGAUUCUGACUUUGAGCCUCCACCACCCAGCAGAUUCAACAGGAGAGUGUCAGUGUGUGCGGAGGCAUUCAACCCAGACGACGACGACGAGGACACGGAGCCCAGAGUGGUUCACCCGAAAACAGACGAGCAGCGCCUCAGACUGCAAGAGUCCUGCCGAGACAUCCUACUGUUCAAAACACUAGAACAGGAGCAGUUCUCGGAGGUGCUGGACGCCAUGUUUGAGUUACGGGUUCAGCCCCUUGACCACGUCAUCGACCAGGGCGACGACGGAGACAACUUCUACGUCAUAGAGAGGGGGGUGUAUGACAUCAUGGUAACGGGAACAACGGUGGGUCAGUAUGACAAUAAGGGCAGCUUCGGGGAGCUGGCACUCAUGUACAACACGCCACGCGCCGCCACCAUCGUUGCCACCGAGGAGGGGGCGCUAUGGGGACUGGACCGUGCCACAUUUCGUAGACUCAUCGUGAAGAACAAUGCAAAGAAGAGGAGGGUGUACGAGGCCUUCAUCGAGUCCGUGCCCUUACUCAAGUCACUGGAGGCUAACGAGAGGAUGAAGAUUGUGGAUGUCUUAGGAUCGAAGCAGUUCCCUGACGGUGAGCGCAUCAUCACACAGGGAGACAAGGCUGAAUGCUUCUAUAUAGUAGAAUCUGGGGAGGUCAAGAUCAUGAUGAAGAGUAAAACGAAGGCAGACAAUGCGGAGGUGGAGCUAACGCGCUGUAGCAGGGGUCACUACUUCGGGGAGCUGGCCUUGGUCACCAACAAGCCCCGGGCCGCCUCGGCCUACGCAGUGGGCAAUGUCAAGUGUGUGGUAAUAGACAUUCAGGCCUUUGAGCGCCUCCUGGGUUCCUGUAAGGAGAUCAUGAAGAGGAACAUCGCCCACUAUGAGGAGCAGCUGGUGGCCCUGUUCGGCUCCAGCAUGGACCUGAGAGACUGAGCCUCCCACACCACCCUCCGUGCCUUCUAUUACACACACACACACACACACACACACACACUCACACACACUGACAUAUGUCCUUUCUCAUAUCGUGCAGUGGCUAUACAGACUCAUAAUAAGCUUUACAUGGAGUGAACAAACAAAUGAAGAAUUGUUCUUGGCUCACCUGCAAGUACAUAAAAUCCCACACAGUAUGUACACACUCACACACAUACAUGUACAUCGACACUUAUGCAGGCACUGAGAGAGACGCCCACUUCACUCAGUCUGCUCAUCCUCGUGCACAUUUUAGUUCAACACGUCAUUAAUAGGCACACACACGGACGGACAGACAGACACAGACAGACAGACAGACAGAGCAAGCUAAAGGCCAUACACCUCAUUGCUUGAGCCAGCUUCAACCUCUCAGUAUGAAUGUCUUCGCUGCGAUGUCCAUAAUGCAGGUAGCGCAGUGUAAGGACAUACAAUACACACACGUGUCAUAUGUGCAGGCUUUGUGUUCAGAUGAGAUUACACACAACUUAAACAAAGCCUUAGCAAAGGACACAUCAACACACACAGGUACACAUACAUAUGCUCAAAAACAUACAGGCAACCACACUUGCAAAAACGGACACAUUGUGGUAAAAUGGAGACAAAAAACUUUUAAAAUCUCUGAAAAGGAAAAUUAAUCAAAAUGCAAAAAAAGAGAGAAGUUUAAAGA